CAUCGUGCAUUUUAUUACCCUUCCUCGAGUUAUACGGUGCAGAGUGUAAGCAAUAUUUUAGUCGUCCGAAUUAUUACUUGCAGAAUAAACAAGAUAGGAUGAGAACACUCUUUUAAAUCGCAUUGUUUCGGACAGACUCGUCGUGUUGAUGUUCACACUGAAAAAAAGUUUUUGACCAAGGUUAUGUUCAUACACACACACACAUCAAACUCAUAAAUUGACUGGAUAAUAAAUACGUCAGUAAUUUCAGUUGGUAAUUAAAUACAAAUAUAAUAAAGAAAGUGUCCAGAAAUUUCACGAUGGGGAAAGCUAUUGUGCUCAUGUUGUGCAUAUUUUACCAUGUUUAAAGAACUCGGACGGAGCAAAAUACAAUUGGUGAAAGCAAGGCCUAAUUUAAUUACCUUUGACCAAAAAAUGCAGAACACUGGAACAUGCAGCAAAUUUCUGGCCUAUUUUUUACUGAUAUCGAGUGAUACUGUUUGUUAAUAAUUGUGAUUACGUAGAAUCAGAAUCCCGAUCCAGAAUUGCGAUGCUAUGCUAGUGACUCAUCACCAAUCCUACUUAUUCAGUAUUUGUUGCUCGGAGUUGGAUUAGUAGCAGUGUGGAUUUUCAAUUGUCUGUGUAUGUUGAAAGUGGAUAAGUUGAAUGAAAUUCGUACAAUUUUUAAACAUUCCAAUACAAUUCGAUCUCAAAACCUGAAACAUAUUUCAAGAAACGGCCCAAAACUGAUUGAAAGACCAUUGUGGACAAGAAUUGGAUGAAAAACUUGUACGCGUAACACCAUUCAUCAUCACUCAAGGCAUUCGCACUCAGUCAGUGCAGUGGAUAUCGCUUGUUCCUCAUCAACUUCCACUAAGCACUCGUUGGCGAGUUUAUUUUCGACAAUUGCAGACACAAGGCACGCCAGAAAUGUGCUUCCGAGGUUCAGUGCAGGAUGUGUGAAUGAAAGACUUAAACCAACGCAAACAAUUGUGAACGCGACACAGAAGAUAUAAUUUUAUUUCACUUUAAACUCUUUGUUGCAAGUCCCUACUCGCACAAAGGACAAGUGAUUUAGGAAGUUGGGGUGUCACCCGAAUUGUUACGCCAUGCCAUGGAUUUUGGUUUGAUAUGAUACGACGACUAUGCUACCUGGUUGUUACACUAGUGGUGAUUUUAUGUGAUAUUAAAAAUAAGUAAAAAAAAAAAUAUAACAACGCUCUUCCGAUUUCACUUCUGUCGAUUGGUGGACUCUACACCGCACAAACCUUUCAAAAUGUCGUAUUUACGAGGCUCAGCAAAUUAUGUGUGGUGCACAACUUCAGUUUUGGGAAAAGGAGCGACGGGUGCUGUUUUUCAAGGCGUCUCUAAGCAUGACGGGGAGCCGGUAGCUGUAAAAACUUUCAAUCAAUUAAGUCACAUGCGUCCUCAAGAAGUUCAAGUUCGCGAAUUUGAGGUCCUCAAGAAAGUCAAGCACGAAAAUAUUGUCAAAUUGCUGGCGAUCGAGGAGGAACAGGAUGGGAGGGGCAAAGUCAUUGUGAUGGAACUUUGUACUGGAGGAAGCCUCUUUAACAUCUUGGAUGAUCCAGAGAACAUGUACGGACUUGCGGAGGACGAAUUCCUUCUGGUGCUAGAACACUUGUCUGCCGGAAUGAAACAUCUCCGAGAUAACAAUUUGGUGCACAGGGACUUGAAACCUGGAAAUAUAAUGAAGUUUGUUGCUGAGGACGGUCGAAUAAUUUAUAAGUUGACAGAUUUUGGAGCGGCCAGAGAGUUGGAAGAAGACCAAGAAUUUGUUUCCCUCUAUGGCACUGAAGAAUACCUUCAUCCUGAUCUCUAUGAGCGUGCAGUUUUGCGAAAACCAGUUGGGAAGACAUUUGGUGCGUCCGUCGACUUAUGGUCAAUAGGGGUGACAUUAUAUCACGUAGCUACUGGAAAUUUACCAUUCCGACCUUACGGAGGGCGUAAAAAUAAGGAAAUGAUGUACUACAUCACCACCAAGAAGGAAUCUGGUGUAAUUUCCGGGUGCCAGACCACUGAAAAUGGACCUGUAGAGUGGAAACGGGAUAUGCCAAAUAGUUGUCAACUUAGCGCUGGUUUAAAAAUCCUUGUUACUCCACUUUUAGCAGGACUAAUGGAAGUGGAUCCUAGAAAACGCUUAAGCUUUGAUAACUUUUUCGCUGCCGUCCAAAAUGUACUUUGCCGUAAAAGAGUUCACAUCUUUUUUGUGAAUAAAAUUCAAUCGCUUCGAGUCUACAUGGACUUGGAGGAGCAUAAAACCCUCACCAACUUCCAGUGUCUGAUUAUGGAACAGACAGAUAUUCCUCCAGAAAAUCAAGUCAUUUUAUACAAGGACAGCACACUUGAAUCCAUACUCGACAAUGGGAGAAAGUCAAAUUCUAGCAUUCCCAAUACUUCCGAUGAUACUCCAUUGAUAUUAUGUCAUCGAGAGAACAAUAAUGUGUCAUUGGAUUGGGACACUAAAGAUUUGCCAAAGUUUACAGCCUUCCCUAACUUGGUCAACGUGGAGAAUGAUGCGAGUUUGGCUAAGCACAUUUGUGGAGUUGGUUACUCAUAUCGUCGAAGAGUAGAGAAGAUAUGUCGUUCCGUGAGCCUCAUAAAUGAAGCAGUGCGUACAAUCAGCAAAGUCAUUGUAUCCGAACUUUCAAGCGUUUCAAAAGAAGGCUCCCAAUUGCAAACUGUGAUUCAAUCCAUCACUCAGCAGCUUGGUCUUAUGAUUCAGUUUCAAAAAGUAUGCCAGUCAUUUGUAAGUGCGCUACCACACACGGGGGACAAAGGAGCGCAUGACAAGGUGGAUUCCAUGGGACAGCUUUCUGAACUCCAACAAACGGAGUUUCGCAGCUUAAGUGCUCACCUUCUCACGCUGGAACAACCCAUCAAGCAACUUCACAGCCGAUUUGUGGAAAAUGGUGUUUUGAUGGCAGAGUGGGAGGAAGUUACAUCUGGUGUUAAAGACAUCUCCAGGGCUUCCAUCAAAGGUGCAACUCAUGUUACCAAGCUGCGAGAUUCUUGGCAACAUCUUUUGCGGGAUCGAGCCACCAGAAAUCUUACUUAUAAUGAUGAACAGUUUCACAUCUUGGAACGGAUAAAGAUGCAGGAGAAAUCAAAAUGCCUUGCAGAAUUGCUCAAUGAAGAAUGUCAGCUCACAAUUGUUCGCCUCACCGAAGUCCUUUCCGAUUGGUACAAAACUUCCCAAGCAGCCUUCAUUCAAACUGAAAUCUUGACCAAAGAUACCGUGCAGUUUGAAGAGACGCUUCACCUCUACCUGUUAAGACUGAAAGACGCUGUGGACACGUAUCAGUUGGACAUGGUUGGCUUGAGUGGCGGUCUCAAACCUUUCAGCCAGCGCCCUGCGAGUGGAAGCAACCGUCCAAGCCUUCAUAAUGGGGUUGAUAACUGUGAUAAAAGUUUAGCAGAAAGCGUAGACGUAGGAUAUCCUGCUAACGGCAGGCGUAGCAGUCAUCGAAGUCGCAAAGAAUACGUCAAAACUUUUAAUAGAGGACUCAAGGAGUUGACCAAUGUUCAAGAAGAGGUGUGGACAAUUCUGAAGGAGAAUGCAGAGCUGGUCAACCAAUUCCAAACACUGACGUUAUCCUUGUUGUCUCCUGCAGAAGGGGUCGUAUCAUACGACUCGAACUCUAGUUCGACAAGGAAUAGUUUAAGCAAAAAUGAUUCCUCAGAUUUGUCCAACAAGUCAAGUGGUAGCAUGUGAACAUGUGCACUUUCAUAAAGGUCACAUUCAACCAGGACUGAGACCAACGCAACAUGUAAACGUUUUUUUAAGAUGAUGUAUUCUAAUUAUAUGCUUGGUUGAGGCUACACUGAAAGUAGUUGAGCAAAACCAACUUGACCUUUACAAAAAAAUACUUUUUUUCUUGAUCGAUCGAUAUUAAAAUUAUGCGCAUUUACUGAAUAUUCUUCUGUUCCUUUUUAAUCACACAGUUUGAUUCACGAGUCAAAUAUGUCCUCUGUUGUGAUUUUUGUUUUAAAAUUAUGAUAAAUAAAAAGAUUACAAAACUUA
Folsomia candida is the source of this 4021-nucleotide messenger RNA. RefSeq names its product serine/threonine-protein kinase TBK1 (gene IKKepsilon). The coding region runs from base 1256 to 3712 and encodes 818 amino acids. Gene Ontology annotation, cellular component: cytoplasm. Gene Ontology annotation, molecular function: protein serine/threonine kinase activity; ATP binding. The record is from RefSeq and is a predicted model, not a curated record. Gene Ontology annotation, biological process: peptidyl-serine phosphorylation. NCBI's taxonomy places the organism in Eukaryota, Metazoa, Arthropoda, Collembola, Entomobryomorpha, Isotomidae. The transcript has 20 exons.